Molecule: messenger RNA, 531 nt
Organism: Rotaria sordida
Lineage: Eukaryota; Metazoa; Rotifera; Eurotatoria; Philodinida; Philodinidae
Source: the annotation of a GenBank genome assembly
AUGGCUUCUUUUGACUUAAAGAAAUAUUUAGGAUCUGGUGUACUUAUUGUCGAUACAGCACGUUCAUCUCUAUUACUUGUUCAUGAUUAUACAGAAAAUUAUAAUUGUUGUGGUGGUUUUAUCAAAUAUGAUUGUGAUGAUCUUCAACGUAUUGAAAAGACUGCUAUAGAAGAAUUAUAUGAAGAAACUCGAACACUUUUAUCAUGUGAUAUUGAUCAUCUAAAAACAUGUCCAUUUGUUGAUUUGAAUUUUUAUGAUGAUAUAUUUCGUUGUUAUAUAUUUAAAACUCAAUGUAAUUCGAAUAUAUGUGAACAAUUUGAAAAUUAUAAAUUCGAAGAAUUACCAAUUGAUGAUGAUUAUCAUGAAACAAGUUCCAUAGCAUUUUUUCCUUUAAAACAAUUUAAAAGCAAAAAAUCUUUAUUAAAUAUUGAUAAAAAUUCCAUGGCAAAAGAUAGUAAUGGAAAGUUAAAUCCACUUAAUAGACGUGUUAUUUCCGUGAUUAAAGAAGCAGUUGCAAAUAAUUUAUUAUGA